GUAGCGGCCGUGCGGGGGCCUGAGGCGCCCGGGGCUGCCGCUGUUACCGGGGAAACAGGCUUCUGCUCUCGGGUGGCCAGCAGUUCGUUCCGCUGCAGCUGUACCGUCCGAGGCCGCUGACGAGGACUUCACUGCCCUAUUCCUGCCCGGGGCAGCCUGCCGGCUGCCUCUUGCCGUAGCUCCCUUCAGGCGGGACCGUGCCUGCGUCCCUGCCGCAGGAUGAAGAGGAUCUUCGGGUUCGGAAAGAAGAAGAAGGGGCAGCUGCCACCCGGCAGCGCCUCCCAGCCCAGCCCCACUGGUGCCUACGAGCUGCAGCUGAAGGACCUAGGCAAGCUGCACCGUGCGGCCGCCAGCGGCGACUUGGCCCAGGUGCGGCGGGGUCUGAAGAAAUACGGCGUCGACGGGCGCGACAAGGCCGAGCGGACGCCUCUGCAUCUUGCUUGUGCAAACGGCCACGUGGAUGUUGUUGCAUAUCUCGUAGAAAACAAGUGUAAGCUGAAUAUUUUUGACAGCGACAACAGAUCGCCACUCAUGAAGGCAGUACAGUGCCAGCAAGAAAAAUGUGUGGCUAUUCUGCUAGAGAAUGGUGCAGACCCUAAUCUGCCAGAUGCUGAUGGCAACACUGCCCUGCACCUGGCUGUUAUAUCCCCUAAUACAUCUGUAGCAGGGCUAUUACUUCAGCACGAUGCCAGUAUUGAUGCUCAGAAUAAGGAGGGAUAUACUCCCCUUAUUCUUGCGGUCUCUGAACAUCAGGAAGAGAUGGUAGAUUUUCUCCUUGGAAAAGGAGCUGAUGUGCAUGCUCGAGAUCAGUGCAAAAGAACACCACUUAUGGUUGCCGCUUCUGCUGGGGCGUCUAGUUCAAUAAAAGCUCUUCUGCGAUACGGUGCGGAUGUUUCCCAUAAAGAUGCUAAUGGGUGGACAGCUGAGGAUUAUGCUCACAUUCAUGGGCAUUCUAGUCUCAGUGAACAACUGGCAGAACACACAGACUGGGAAAAUGCAGACGCUUCUGCAGAUGUACUUAGCACUCCUCUCCGGGCAGGAGCUGCUGGCUUGACAUUGGGUGCACCUGCUAUGGACAGAGCAAUAGAUGACCUUUCGGAAGGAGACUCAAUAAGAAGCUCUGAGAAACUGGGGAGUGAUGACAGCUACCAUACUUCUGAUGAAGAAGAGCUUCAUUUUACCCCCAAGAAGCUGCAGAAGCCAAACUUGACACUCUUAAUGAAUGCUUCCCAGCGGUUCAGGAAAAACAUUGAAAGCCUAACGUCACCAGAGAAAAGCCUCAAACAAAAAGCCCCACUGAAUGCAAACUUGAACAAAGAAUGUGGAGAGUUGCUGAAUCAAGAUGUCUCAGAUGCUAGCAACCUGGAGGAAGAAGAAUUGGAGGAUGAGGAGGAGGAGGAGGAGCAAGAAGAUUAUGAAAAUGACAAUGGAGAUGAGGAGGAGGAAGAAGAAGAGGAAGAGGAAGAAGAGGAGGAGGAUGAAGAUCUUACUCAAGAUAAAAAGGAGGAGGCAGAUCUGGAAGAUGAAGAAUCUCAGUCUAAUCACAUACUGGAAGAAGAGCAGGGGGAGAAAACAGAACUCAAAGGGGAAAUUAAUCAAAGAUUGGAGUAUUUUAUUAACCCUAAGUAUGAAGAGCAAGAUCGGCGUGGAACUGAGGAUGUUUGUGAUGAUGAUAAAAUAAGUAAAGAACCUGAUGAAAAGGGGAAGGAAUCUGUGGAUACUCCUGUAUCUUUUAUAACUGGGUGUUAUGAAAGGUUGCAAGAAAAUGUAACUGCCAUGUCUCCCAAGAUAAUGAAUAAUGAAGUAACUUGUAAGUCAGUACCAAAACAAGCUGUCUUUCAAAAUCGAAAUAACUUGCAAGAUACACAAGAAAGCUGGAACAUGGAAAGCAUGUUUCAGGAUAAGUUUCACAGAAAUUCUGAUUCUUGUUUUGCAGGCUCUGAAGUGACAGACAGAAAAAAAGAGAUACUUCAGCCUUUCUCAGAUAGUUGUGGUCUUCAAGAUAAGAAGUCCAGCUUUGGUGAUGGCUUUCAAAGUGGUAACAAUUCUCUGUCAGCAGCAAAAAUCUCAGGGCUUGGAAUUCAAAAGCCAAACUCUGUAGUUCUUGAAUAUGUGGAUGAUGAAGAAACUGAAGAAGAGCAAUGUGAAGAAGUAGAUGGCAAAGUCUGUGAAGCACUGAUACAGCAAAGUGAAAACUUGCACUUAAUUAAUCAUGAAGAAAAUUUAAGAGCAGCAUUUUACUCAAGUACCAAAGAAGAAUCACCUGAACAGGAAGAAAAGGAGGAGGAGCAGGAGGAGAAAGGAACUAGUGAGGAGCUACAAACUGCAGAUGUUGAGGGUGUGAAAAAUUCAAUUUGUAAUGACAGUCAUCAAGUCCAAAGUGCUGCCAAAGACAACCCUGGUGCCCUUCCAGCAGAGGGAGCAGAGGAGGAAGAUUCUGAAUCUCCCUGGGAUUCUGAGACAGAUUGUGGAAAUCUGAGAAAAGCAGCAUCCGGUGUGUUUCUCCCAGCUACAGACAUACAUGGAAGAUAUGCAAAGAUUAUUGCAGGGGAAUGCAACAAUGGCCUUUUGGAGAAACCAAACAAUUCACAGCUGAAGACUCCUGAACCUAUUUUGGAAUUGAAUGAAACCUCUCCUAAAAAAAGACAGCAGGAAUCAGACCUGUUGCAGGAAUUGGAUCUAGAAGAUGCAGAGGAUAUUGAAGAUGAGCAUUCAGGAACUAGCUUCCAUAUGUCAUCGUCUGAAAAAGAGGACGUCGAGGAUGCCAUUGAAAACUAUGGUGUGCAGGAUAAAUAUAUUCUAGAAACUACCAACUUGAUAGAAAAAACAGCACAUGGAAAUCACACUGACACAGCCGAGAUUUCACAUCGGGAGGAAAAGGAGUUGCUGCACUGUUCUGACAAGCAGUUAAGACCAGAUCACUGGGAAGAAAGAUAUGAAAAAAUGUGGGUUGAAAAUGAGAAAAAGGAAUUGAAAACAAAUUUUAAAAACAUUACAGCAGAGCUGAAGCAGCUGUUUGGUGAAAUUACUGAAACUGGGAAAACUUCCCCUGUGACAGAAAUGUCAGAAUAUGGCUGCAGUGAAGUGUUGAAGAGUUCUCAUGUUGCUACAUCUCAUGCAACAGAAUCGAGUAAUAAGUUAGAAAGUAAAGGUGAAUGUGGAGAUACUAAACUUGUGCUCGACAGAAAAGUACCCAAAAUGGAAAUAGUAAUUCCAAGUCUUGUUGUCCUUCAAGACAAAAAUAACAUAAACACAAACAUGGAAGAUACCUGGAGUGUAGAUGAAAAUGAUGGCACAAGCAAUACAGAUAAUGCAAAGGUGCCUCUAGCAAAAGGAGAAGAAAAGAAAAUGCCUACUAUGGAAAUGGAAGAGAAUAAAAAUGGAAGUUGUAGACAUGUAGAGGGAAGCCCUGAGUACUCCUUGAGAUAUAGCUUAAACCCAAAUAUUUUGGAUGGCAUUUCUAAUACUCUUCUUAAAACCAGACCUGUUUCUACAAGUGAUGAAAAUGCAUUUUUGGUAACAGAAAGGAAACUUGGAAAAUGCUCUGGAUUUAAUGAUGAUGCUCCCAGAGACUGCCUUAUCAACAAUAAUAAAAUAGGAGAAACUGUAAUGGAGAGUCUUUUUGCAAAUGCUCAGCAAUCAUGUGGCAUGCUGAAAAGGAAUCUUGAUGAAGAACUAAAACAAGAUAUGGAAAGAUUUAAGAGUAAGGUAGGAAUGUUGCAAAUGAUAUUCCUGGCUUUGGAGAAAGAGAAGGUACAGCUGCAAAAAGAGGUCAAGAAAAUAAAAAGCAAACAAGGAUGUUUCCAAACACAGGAGGAGCCAAAACAGGAAGAUCUUGAUGAAUUACAUACACCUUCAGGGAAUGUUACUAACCAGCAAGUUAAGCAAAAGCUUACUGUAAGGAAGAAUGGCCAUUUGAAAAUGGAGAAUGGAAACGCUAUGGAAGAAAAAGACAAAAACCCCCUUGCAUCUGAAGAGAAAUCAACACUGAUUAAAAUGCCAAUGAAAAGUACGUUUGCCCUGAAUGCCAACACUGUGAAGAAAAAUAGAAGACAGACUUCAAAGCAGAAGGCUAAUCAGCACAUGAAAAGUAUUCCCACUGGAAGAGUGCAAGUACUGGAUGAUAGCAUUUCCAGUGAAACUUCACAAGAUGAGGGAAGACCUGCAGCAAAAACAAGGAGUGAAAAGAAGAAGGCCAGCGUGCAAAUGGAUGUCUCCGAUGACCUUGAUUUAACGCACUCAUCUGACGCAACUUCAGAGGACAUCAAAUUACCAACUUCAACCUACAAAAAGGCUAUGUUGCUAUUAGAACAGCUUAGUGUGGAUCACUCAGGUUCUGCUGUUCAGCAAAUUCAAGACAUACUUCUUGAAUAUGAAGGGAUAAUAGAACGUGAAAGAAAUUUGUAUGUAACUGUCUGCAGAGAAGUCAAGAAAUUGGAAAGUGAAAAGGAGUCAUCACAGCUAACAGCGAAAGAGACCUUGGCACAGCUAGAAAUGGAAAGGAAAAACGAUAUCCAAAGCCUUAAACUUACUUUGCAAGAAGAGGAGGAAAAAAGGCUCACAGUAGAAACACUAUAUGAGAGAAUGAGGGAAAAACUCAGAAGGAAAGAAGAUCAGUAUUGUAAAGAGAUGGAAGAGAAAGAGCAACUUGAGUUACACUCAAGGAAUUUGGAAAUGGAAUUAAUAACACUGAAAAAGAAUUUGAAAGAGGUUGAAGAAGAGCGUGAUGAAACACAGAGGCAGCUCUCUCAGGAAAAGAGUGCCAGAGCCCUGCAAGAAGGAAUUUUGAAUAACCACCUUUGGAGACAGAAGGAACUAGAAGAGACAAGAAGAACUAUAAGAAAGAAUUCAGAGGAAUCCGACGGUGAGAGAGAAAAGGAUCUGUUGUACAAAAAUCACUUACUACAAGACGAGAUUGCUAUGCUAAGACUAGAACUUGAUCAAGUAAGGCUUAGGCACCAGGAGGAAAAAGGAAAAUAUUUAGAGGAAAAUGAGACUCUGAAAGAAAAAAACGAAGAUCUCAAAACAGAGCUUAAACUGAACAAGGAAGCCUUAACACAAACGGUUUUUCAGUACAAUGGACAGCUGAACUUAGUCAAGACAGAAUCUGCAGUGCUAACUUCUGAACUUGAGCAGGCAAAAGAAAACAAAGACAGACUAGAGAUAGAAAUCGAAUCAUUUCGUGCCCGCCUGAACUCUACCGUUCAAGAGCUUGAACGUCAUCAGUCAUCGAAAAGCGACGUCGAACGAGUAUUUCAGAAGGACCGUGACGAAUGGCUUCGCUUGAAGGACAAGCUCCAUCGUGACCUCUCUGAUGUGCGAAGGGACAACAAGAGCCUGUCUCAGCAACUGAGCAAAGCUGAAAGCAAAGCUAACGGCCUAGAAAACGAGCUUCACCAGUUGAAACAAACACUUGGAGAAAAAACGUUGCUUUUGGAAAUGACACAAAAAGAAUUAAAUCAGGCCCAGUGUCAGGCAAAGGAAUGCGCUCAUGCUCGACAGCUUGAGAAAGAUCAAGUCAGCAAGUUUAUCAUAAAGCAGGAGUCUAUGCAGGAACGGUUGGCCCAGCUCCAGAGUGAAAACCUGUUGCUCCGUCAGCAACUGGAAGAUAUGCAGAACAAGGGGAUUGUUAAAGAAAAACAAGUGAAUGAUGUGCAGGACCGGUUUAAUGAUAUCUUCAACAAGCUCAGAGCUGAUACUGAAAAGCAAGUUUACCUUGUGGAAGAGAGAAACAAGGAAUUAAAUGCCAAGUGUGCCGAUUUAAGAGAACAAAUCUUUAAAUAUGAAGCUGACAAAGCAGAGAGAGAGGGCACGGUCAGACAGCUGCAGCAGGAGCUUGCAGAUGCUCUUAAAAAGCAAUCUAUGUCAGAAGCUUCACUUGAAGUUUCUACACGCUACCGCAGUGACUUGGAGGAAGACAAACUAUGUUUACAAAAGGAACUGAAAAAGAUUAAAACUGAGUUGCAGGAGUUGGAAGAGCAGCACCUCCAGUCUGAGCAUUGUGUUCGUGACAUGAAGACUGCCUUGGAUGAUAAAGAAAGAGAAUUAAUAGCUUCCUCCCAGAAACUCCAGGACCUUCUCUUGGCAUCCUCUGGGACUAAUACUACUAUAAAACAACUAGAAGAACACGUCCAACGCCUUGAAAUUGAAAAUGCUCGAUUGGAAGCCACAGUCCAACAACAAAACACUAGGAUUGAAGCGCUUCAGAGAGACCUGCAAGUCUCUGCUUCAGUUCAUAACCGCUUGGAAGACUUGAUAACUGGCUUCCAGACAACACAGGCAGCUGUAGAGUACCACCACCAGCAGCAGAUGCAAAAGCAGAAUGUGGCGACAUCAAAGGAUAGUGUGUGGGAAGAGCAAUUGAAGUCAAUGACCCACCUCAAAGAGCGUGUUGCUCAGCUUGACAGGGAGAAGGCUGAUCUCUUGGAACAGUGUGAGAGUGAAAGGAAGAAAGUGAAAAAGCUGGAAGAAUUGAAGCACCCAAUCGAACUGCGUUUGGACCAAGAAAUUAAAAGAAACGCUGAACUGCGGAAAAACUGUAAGAGGUUGAAGAGGCUUCUCACUAGAGCUGUGAAGAAGAUUCGACUCUAUGAAGAGAGAGAGAUGGAGUCCCAGCUUAAUUUGCAGGGAGAAAUGAAAAAGAGGUCUUCUGAACUGGUCAAUGAAGUUGGUGAAUUACGAGCAAAGGUUGGUGAACUUACUCAGCAGCUGGAGGUAAAAUCUAAGAAAUGCAUGCAAUUAGAAGUACAAAAUCAGGAUUUAGCAGAAGAGUUGUCCACCAUGCGUGGGAACCAAGAAAAACUGGAGAAGACCAAAUGCCAGCUGAAGGAAGAGGUGGCUGACCUUAAAUACCGUUUGGAGAUUAACGUGGGCCAAAUAGAGCAAUACAAAAGAGCAGUGGACGAACAAGCUGACCAAGAAAUAAGGCAAAAACUACAAGAAGUCAAUGUGUUUUUGCAGACACAGGCAGCCUCUCAGGAGCAAAUAGAACAAAUCAGAGCCAGUCAGCAUGCUUCAAUGAAAAACAAGCUCAAAGAGACAAUUAAAGAUUUGGAACGUGAAUUGGACAAGAUAAAAAGUACCCAACGAGACAGUAUUUUUCAAAAAGAGUCCACACAGGCAGAAGUGGAGAAGUACAAAGAGCUGUAUCUGGGGGAAGUGAAAAUCAGAGGACGCCUAGCAAAUAAACUAGAAAGAGCUAAUGAGAAACUAGUAGAAGCCAAUGCCAAACUCCUUCAGGAGCGCCACAGAAGGAAGUCUUUAAUCGCAAACAGCUUUAGUGGUGGAGAUCUGGCUGCAAGUCCAGUUCUGUAUUCAACCGAACUGGGACAUCUUAGCAACAAUUUGGCACUGAACAGAAGUCUGAGUCUAGGAGGAAGCUUCCUAAAUCCAGCCAGGAUUGCAUUUUCAUCAAGGAAGAGUGUUGAAGCUUUCGUGGCUAAGGUCCGACAGGAAAUGGAUGAAAAAAUCACUAAAGAACUUGAACAGGCCACUGCUGAACUUGAAACUGGAUCUGCUGGAGCUUCUCCCAUGGUAUGUGCUGAUGGAUCUUCCAAAAAUUUCCCUGUUGAGCAGGAUCCUCUUAGCAGGGCACUGCAGGAGUACCGUGAUGUUUUAACCAAAAAUUACAUGAUUGGAUGAAGUUCUAGGAAAGGACCCUGGAAAUCAUUCCGUUUACAUGGUGCAUCUGUGGUUUCCCUUCCCAUGGGUCAGAUGUGAAAUGGUGUUUGUUGCAGUCUGCACGUAAAUGCUAAGCCUUUAAAAUGGACGUCAGGCACAUCGCACUUACCUGUUGGUUUAUUGACACACAGUUGCUCUGUUUUGCACUCACCAUAAAAUCCAUGUCUGUGUUUUCUGACUAGCAGAUUGAUCAGUCUUGAUUCUGGAGGUCGACAGAACUGUCAGAAUGUCUUGUGAAGGUAGAUGUUCCAUACAUGGUCUGUGUUUCAACAAAAGCAUUCCCUUUCUGAUUAUUCUUUUCACUGUUUUGUUUUGGGUUUUAAUGUUUCCAGUGUUAUUUUUGAGCCUGCUGCUUCAGUCCUGAUGCAGUGAAUCUUUCUGCUGAUAAAAUGACAGUUUUGCCACUGGUCAAACUGGAGAAUAGGGCACUUUACAUUGCUGUCACUUUAUGCAUUUUAGGUUUAAAUUUGCUGUGAGUGUCUAGUAGUGCCAAGAAAGUUGUGGUCUAUUUGGUAUGUUUGUUUUGUGUCACGAAACCACAGAACAGGUGAGGCUGGAAGUGAUCUCUGCAGGUCAUCUGGUGCAGCCCCUUUGCCUCAAGGAAGACCACCUAGAGCCACUUGCCCAGGCUAUGGUUGCCUUUUAAUAUCUCCAAGAUGGAGACUUCACAAACUCCGUGGACAAACUGUGCCAGUACUCGGUCACCUUCACAGUAAAAAUGGAUUUCCUGAUAUUCAGAUGGAACCUGCUGUCUUUCAGUUUGUUCCCACUGCUUCUUGUAGUAUUCAUGUUGAUUUUUGUAUUAAAAAUUGGUGCAGCUUUAGAUGUUUUCAGUUCCUACAUCCACACCUGUGGUACACCUGAGCACUUCAUAUGGCAGGGGGGAAAAAGGAAUGUUAAUAUAUCAACUUUCAGUCUCCUCAGUACUUUCCCAAACUUAUGUGAUACAGUCUUUUGCUGCUAGCAGCUGAUGAUACGGUGGCAGUAGCCCAGAUGUUAGCCAGUGUUGUGGGGCAUUUGUGUCAAUAAAACAGACAGUGUUACUUAUUUCAGGGAGUUAGCUGUUGUUACUGAAGAUCUGUAGUUGUCAUUUCCUGCCUGCAAAAGGCACUAGUGAUAUAAGAAGAUUAUAGAACAGAGUCCCAGUUCUGGAAGAGUAAGAAUGGUUGUACUGAAAUGAAUUAAGACUGGAUAGAUGUGGGGGUUUUACCCACUAAUUCAAAGACUUGACU
Dryobates pubescens (Downy woodpecker) is the source of this 8912-nucleotide messenger RNA. Its product is annotated as ankyrin repeat domain containing 26. Gene Ontology annotation, molecular function: protein binding. Lineage: Eukaryota; Metazoa; Chordata; Aves; Piciformes; Picidae. The record is from RefSeq and is a predicted model, not a curated record. The coding region runs from base 220 to 7641 and encodes 2473 amino acids. The transcript is spliced from 38 exons.